UAAUUCAAACCAACAAAUUAGACGGUAACCAAUUUUGGUAAGUUGAGUUCUUUUAAUAAACCUUUGACACUGUUGGAGAUUCUAAGAGACACCAUUUGUAACCUUUUCGCGUUCCAUUGAAUCAAAUCAAACAUGGAUGAGUCAAUGACGAACAUCAUGGAGGUGAGGGAAGAUUUCAUGGUUUCACCUAUUGGUGACAGUAAACCAUAUUUGAGAACUGCUUAUUUUCUCAAACCCCUAGCAAAGUCCCUUGAUGGAGCAGUUUCUGGGGUCCUUUCAUCUUCUGUGUCCAUGCCACUGCCAUCAGUGUUUGAACCAAAGGUGUGGCCUUUGGUGAUCCACUCCAUCGGUUGGCGCUGCCCAAUGAAGAAGUGGGUUGAAUGGGUGGAUGCCCUUCAAGUCAAGUAUGAGUCAUUGUGGAAGAAAGUUGGCAUCUUUGAAGCCAUCAAGAGCACCAAGUGUUCCAUAGUGAACCAUCAAAACUUGUGUUAUGGGGUUGCUGAGAAGUGGUGUCCUGAGACAAACACCUUUUUGUUUCCAUGGGGUGAGGCAACAAUCACAUUGGAGGAUGUGAUGGUCUUGGGAGGUUACCCUAUUGUUGGUGAUCCUAUCUUCACCCCACUUCAAAGCCAGGAAAUGAGAGAGGUGGAGAAGAAGCUGAUUCAUGCAAGACAAGAGCCUUGGAGGAGGAAAAAAGGUAAGGCUUCUUUAUCUGCAUGGAUUGAUCUUUUUGUCAAUAGUGGUAGUGAAAUUGAGCAUGAAGCAUUUCUUGCAACUUGGUUGACAAUGGUUGGUUUUUCCACCAAUGGUUUGGUGAGUAGGUUUGUUUUCCCUAUUGCUAUUCAUCUUGCUAGAGGGAAUCCUGUUGCUUUGGGACCAGCAGUUUUGGCUAGCAUAUAUACGGAUUUGAGUUUGCUUAAGAAAGCAAUAGUUGGUGUGACUGGUGAUAACUUGGAAUCUGAGGUAACUCUUAAGUCACCCUUUUACUUGGUACAAAUUUGGGUGUGGGAGAGGUUCAAAAACUUGCAACCACAGCCCAGGUUGGUUGGUUUCAAAGACCCUGUGCUGUUUAGGUGGCACAAGGUUAGGCCCUUGAAAAUUUACGAUGUGAGAUUGGCGCUGGACUCGGCUACAGAGCAUUUUCGAUGGCGCCCUUACGUUCAAUAUGCUGGUAAGUUCAAGUUGUUUUAUCCUGAAAAUGAAACUUUGGUACCAUUUGAGACGGAUUUGGAUACCGAACAAAUCUCUUUUGUUACAUGCAUGAGAGUUUCUGCGCUUGUUGGAAUUGAGUCUACUAUAAAGCAGUACCUGCCACAUAGAGUUGCUAUGCAAUUUGGAAUGGAUCAAGAUGUUCCUGAUUGUGUUCCUGGAUUCUAUGGAACUGAAGCCAUUACUUGGAAAAAUUACUGCAGGCCCAUAUCUUGUAGGAGUUUGUAUUUUCCUGCUAGGCUUUUUGAAGGAGAUGUUACCACACGGUAUGCAAAGUGGUGGAAGCAAUCAGUACUGAGUUAUCAGGAUUUUGCAAAGAAUAUUGUGCACCAAGAGAGAAAUCCAAGGCCUCAUUUACCAAAAGCAAAUACAAAUGGUAAUGAUGCUGAUGUUCCUCCUGGUUUUCCUCCCAAACUUGUUAGAACUGUAUAUUUUGGAAAAUCUGGUGGUGAUGAUUCAAAUGCUAGGAAAGGUAAUAUUGAUGAUGAUGUUCCAACAAAAAUUCUUUCAAAACAAUGCACUCCGACUCCUUGCAUUUCUGACGAGAAAUUUAAGCAUGUCUUGGAAGAGAAUAAGUGUGGUGACAUGGCUCAGAGUUCAGUUAAAGGAAAAACAUAUCAAUGUAGGAGUUUGUCCAACGCAAGUUCUUCAUCCGCUACUGCAUAUUAUGAAAAUGUUAAAAGGAUAUCACCACUCACAAAAUUGGUUGUGAAUGAUGUCAUUGAACCAUUGAUGGGGGGUAUGGAGGAAGAUUUUGAAGAUGCAAAUGGGAGCAAUGAAUCAUGGAUGUCAAGUGAGGGAGUAAGCCUAUCUGGUCCCCAAGGUGAAAGCUAUAGCUGUGCAUCUGGAACAAAAGUAAUGGAUCUUGAACAGAGAAUCAACAGACUGGAGACAGUGAUUAAAAAAUUGAAGAUAGCAAAAUUUGGUCACUGUUGAAUAAUUUAUAGCCUAUCAAACCUAAAACUUACCACUUGUUAACAUAUUUUACUUAUUUCUUAUACUAGCAAAAUUACAUGACAUGAAUGUUCAGAAAAAACAAAUAUAACAUGAUCUUGUGGGAUCUUAGUGCUGGUACAUUGUCUUGGUUCCGCAGCUUUACUUAGAAACUUGUUUAUCAAUUUGGUAUCUAAUUUGUAGAAAUACAGCUUACUAUUUGGAUAUUUGCUUGUAGAUGUCCAAGGAAUGCUAGCAACACUUUCUUUCAAUAACUUUUUGUUAUUUACUGAAGUUCUUGUUAGACCCUCUUAGUGCAUCUUUGAAUUUGUGUUGCUUUGUUUUAAACAUAGAUUUGUAAUUUUGAACUAAAUUUAGGCAA
Cajanus cajan (pigeon pea) is the source of this 2524-nucleotide messenger RNA. RefSeq lists its product as uncharacterized. NCBI's taxonomy places the organism in Eukaryota, Viridiplantae, Streptophyta, Magnoliopsida, Fabales, Fabaceae. The record is from RefSeq and is a predicted model, not a curated record. Gene Ontology annotation, biological process: meristem maintenance; meristem development.